Messenger RNA from Fusarium pseudograminearum CS3096, 2208 nucleotides. RefSeq lists its product as uncharacterized. The record is from RefSeq and is a predicted model, not a curated record. The transcript is spliced from 2 exons. NCBI's taxonomy places the organism in Eukaryota, Fungi, Ascomycota, Sordariomycetes, Hypocreales, Nectriaceae. Bases 1 to 2208 code for a protein of 735 amino acids.
AUGUCCUACAACGACUUGAACAGGUUUGACCUGGUUUCUUAUCCUAUGGAUGAAGUCUCGGUAUCUGAGGAAGCCGAUGAUACAAGUCAAGACUUCGAUGCUUCGACACGCCACCUGGGUCAUCUUUCUAUCAAAGACCCGGAAACUCCCCCACCCAAUACAUUUCAUGACCCAGAACCACCGAAGGAAGCUUGCAAGACUGGCAGACUAUCAGCUGUAGGCCAUCUUUCCUUGUUCCAUCUUCCCGCUGUCGCAACCACUUUGAUGCUUGUUACAUUCUAUAGCGUCCACAUUCGAUGGGGGGGCCUCAGUGAUGAGCAAUUGAGCUACCUGCAGUUUGCAGCAAAGGGCCAUGAAGCACUGAUCCUGAUAUCUUUGACCGAUAUCUUGAUGCAUCGGAUACGAUACAAUCUACUACACGAGGAAAACGGUGUUCCGCUUGGCUUCCUUUCAUCAUCGUUCGUUAUCAGCUCUCCUAUUUCCUACUUCUUCAGCUGGGAAUUAUGGGCUACGUUGCUGCGGCCUCACACAAAGUCAAAUUAUGCCAAGAUGAACACACAAGUCACCGAUGUCCUCAUCAUCAUAAGUAUCAUACUCUCUGUUGCGGCCGCACCUCUUUCUGCCAUUGUAAUACUCCCUCGAAGCGGGUGGUGGCAAAUCCACGUACCUAUGCAUGUGGAAAGCGACAUAACCUACAUAAAUGGACCGUUAUGGGAGAGGAAUCUCACUUACCACCCCGAAUAUACAUACCUCGACUCGAGCAAUGGUCUAGUGGAGGGUUUAGACCGGCUUAGGGAUGUCAUAGACAUCCCGCCUGUUAGUUUGCAUAAUAGCACACGGCAAAUCAGCAAUAUCUCAUUCGCCUCACCCUAUCGAGUUAUUUCGAUUACUCUAGACUUUCCUAGUCUAAUAGACCUUCAACAGCAAUCGCUUGCGGCUACAACGACUCCCCUGAAGUAUGUAGGGGAUUUCUAUGACAUAAGUUGGCAAGGCAGACCUGUCGAGGUACUCACAAGGACUCGGCAGAAACACCUAGGCGAUCGUUUCGAAUCAGUAUGGGAUUCGAAGGCAAACUUGACAGAAGCAGAGAAGUGGAAGAUGUUUCGACAAGCACCAACAAGUCGAUGGAAGCAGCCAAUCGUUUCUGUUGAGUGCUCAUUUACUAGGAUGACGGGAAAUACUGCACACUUCGAGUUCAAGUCUAACAUUACUGCGAACGAUGUACUCCUGAGGACCGAAGACAACAACGACUUCAAAGCAUUCCUCGAUAAUAUUAAUGAGAGUAAGAAGACAGGAAAAGGCUCUGCUGCCAGAUACCUUUUCUUAGAUCUACCAGACAAUCAUGUCAGUGCAGCAAUAUUGUUCCUCAGAGUGGUUGGCGACCUCGAUGAAACCGGACUUUCACUGUGCCGAAUACACUCCCGAUGGGCCGAAGCCGAUACAUGGAUAGAAUACGGCGAAUCUGUUUAUAAAACCCAUCUCGAUAACCCUUUGUUUGACGUCGAAGCUCACUUCAGACGAUCUGCCGACGCUGACGAUCUCAUCACAAUGAACAAGGAUUGGCUCCAGAACACAAGUCGACAGGUACCUUCUUCAAACUCAUCAUAUCAUGACAUCCUUAACUAUUGUACUGAGAAAGACCCAUUUCAAAUUUCACGAUGUCUCACCAUUUCUCUCUCGGUAUACAUGACAUAUAUUUUAUCAUUGACAUCUUCUUGGACGUCUUACAAUAUAAUGUCAGAGUCCUUUCUUGAUUCACCACAACCAACUCCGGACGAUAUUGUUAUCUAUAAAGAAUAUUUCGUCGGCGGGUACGGCUAUGACUGGAAAAGCAGCCGCACAAUCCCUUUCGCAUUCUCAAUUCUGCUUCUGCAUGUUUCGAUUGUAUUUAUUCACAUAACAAUAGUCCUAUGGUCUCGUCAUCCGUGGUACAGCUCGAGCUGGGGUAGCUUUGGGCAGAUGAUGGUUUUGGCACUUCGCUCGAGAGCUCCAGAUGGAUUAGGCAGUGUCGGUGCAGGUGUCUCGAGUUCUAAAACCUGGAGUACGUCUGUGUCGGUCAGAGUGGUCGGUGAUGAGGAUCGUUUGGAGAUGGUACUCCAGAACGAAAAGGGGGGUCUGUCACAAUAUCAGGAAGUCGGCGGGGAGGUUGAGGAAGAAGGGUUCGAUAGAGGUUCAUCUCUGGCACAGCCAGGGGUAAAGUAUCAUUGA